GAUAAUUUACUCACCCCCAUGUCAUCCAAGAUGUUUAUGUCUUUCUUUCUUCAGUCAAAAAGAAUUUAUGGUUUUUGAGGAAAACAUUCCAGGAUUUUUCUCCAUAUAGUGGACUUCACUGGGGUUCAACGGGUUGAAGGUCCAAAUGUCAGUUUCAGUGCAGCUUCAAAGAGCUCUACAUGAUCCCAGACGAGGAAUAAGAGUCUUAUCUAGAGAAACGAUCGGUCAUUUUCUAAAAUAAAAAAAAAUUAUAUACUUUUUUACCACAAAUGCUCAUCUUGCACUGCUCUGCGAUGCGGCGCACAUUAGUAAUCACAUUGGAAAGGUCACGCGUGACAUAGGUGGAAGUAUUGCGGUAGGGCGAAAUUUUCUCCUCGAACUUCAAAAUCGUCCAACAUCAUUUUUUUUUUUGUAAAGGCUGUUUGACUUAUUCUUUGCACGUUCGCUUUGUAGACACUUGCGCGGUACUUCCGCCUACGACACGCGUGAUCUUUCCAACGUGAUUAUGUAAUGCGUAGAGCAUCGCAGAGCAGUGCAAGAUGAGCAUUUGUGUUUUAAAAGUACAUCAAUUUUUUUUUUUUUUUUUUUAGAAAGUGACCUAUCGUUUCCCUAGAUAAGACCCUUAUUCCUCGGCUGGGAUCGCGUAGAGCCCUUUGAAGUCCACUAUAUGAAGAAAAAUCCUGGAAAAAAGGUUUUCCUCGAAAACCUUAAUUUCUUUUCGACUGAAGAAAGAAAGACAUAAACAUCUUGGAUGACAUGGGGCUCCCAUGUUUACAUCGGAAACUCCUCGGCUCAACAGCACCCAAAUACAAUGUUACAACCAGACAUGUAGGGACUGCGAAGACUUCAAAUAUAUGGCAUAUACCAUCACGUACAGUGUCGUAUUCCCUAUUGGAUUCAUCAGCAACUUCGUGGCAUUGUUUGUUUUCCUGCGUAUCGAGUCUUCUAAGAAGACUGCCAACACUGUUUUUAUGACUAACUUGGCCAUUUCAGAUGCUGGCUUCUCCCUGACACUGCCCUUCCGCCUGGUCUACUACUUUAGGGGCGGUCAUUGGGACUUCCCAGACUGGUUUUGCCGCUGGUGUGUAUUUUCCUUUUACGUGAACCUGUACACAAGCGUAUUGUUUCUUACAGGCCUUAGUGUACUACGGUACAUUGCCGUGGUUCACCCCAUGCGCAACAAGACCCUGGCAACAGUGCGGCGAGCCAGUAUAUCAUGCUUUGUGAUCUGGAUAUUUGUGGCCUUCUUGUCAACGCCAUUCCUCAUGUCAGGCACUUGUGAACGGGAGGGAAAGAUACGCUGCUUUGAACCUGCGAACCUCAAGUCAUGGGAGCGCAUAUCUCACUUAAAUUAUGUGGGGGUUUCACUUGGAUUUGUCAUUCCGUUUAUUACAAUACUGGUCUGCUACGGCUGUAUCAUCUACAAACUCGCCAAUGGAAAGAAAAUCGGGAAUGGAAAGGGUAACAGCCGCCAACGUGCUUUGUAUUUGAUCGUGGUUGUCCUGAGCACGUUCCUGCUGUGUUUCCUACCAUAUCAUGUCAUUCGCACAGUCCAUCUUCAUGCCAUUGUCACAAAAAAGAACGACCAAGUCAAAGAGUAUGUCCUGAAAUUUCUGGUCAUCUCGCUGUGCACGGCGGCAUCCAACAGUUGCUUCAAUCCCUUGUUGUACUACUUCGCAGGAGAGACCUUCCGCACGACAAUCCGUAGAAUGUCAGGUCGAGCAACGUUCAGUUCGUUCAAUCACAGUGGUUUCAACCAGUCUUUUCGACGCCGGAGCCAAUCCGAAACCCAUCAGAGGACGAGACAACAAAGCUUCACUGCCGUACGCCAAGCCUGUCUGCCAUGCUCCCUAGAAAGCUCCUGUCAGGUCAUAAGCGAAAAGAAGCCUGAUGCCUGCGUGUCUGAAAAGAAACGCAAACUUUCUGACUCGGCAGAAAAGCAUUGAUGACUGACAAAGGAGAGUCUAUGCUGAUUUGCAGUGGUAAAGAUCAGAGGAAGAAAUCAGAAUGUAAAGAAUAGAUGUCUUUAUUGUUGUCUUGAAUAAGUGAACUCAAAGCAUCUCUUUUUUUCUCUCACUUCUCUAAAAUGUUUAAAGAUGUUGGCCGUUAGAUAAGUGUAGGUGAAUCUCACACAACCUCAAGAAUGGGUCCUAUUUUGACUAUUUGACCAAGCAACUUACAUCAAAUUCAAGAAAUACAUCUUGUAGGUUCAUGCAUCCCUUGAGAAUCAAACCCAUGACCUGAAUGUGCUACUGUUUGAGCUACAGGAACAUUGGGGUAAACCGCAUCCUGGACAUGUUCUUGUUCAAUUCAUUCAGAUACAAUGAUACUUAAAAAUAAAAGUCCCAAAAGGGGGUUAUCAUAGCAGUGCCAGAACCACAUUCACUGAACAGUUCUCCAAAGAACCAUUUUUUCCUCAUUUUAAUAAUCUAAAGAACCUUUUCCCACUUUUGAUCAAUGGAAAGGUUCCAUGGAUUUUAAAGGUUCUUCAUGGGACCAUAGAUGUAUAGAGGAACACAGAGGCUGUAGCUGUUGUCAAAGAUGUCGUUUAUUAAAAAUAGGAUGUGCAAAAAAAAAAAAAAAAAAGUUACAUUUAAAUAAAACAGGUGUUAAGAGUAUGAUUAAAACAAAGAUUAUUAAUAAAAACAGAACUGCUAGGUACUAAAAACAGCACCAACUCCCCUUCAUAAAAAAUUGAGGCUGGAGUUUACCGCACUCAAGCAGCACUAACAAUAACCUUGUUCAUCUCUCACUAAACUCAAUUCAUCCAUUAGCGCUCCUUUCUACUAGUGACAGCAGCUGUACAUACAUAUUUUUGGAACAUACCAUUUUCAAUGAAAUUACCCCUUUACCGUAUAUUUUAAUACAUACAUAAAAGAUUAAAGGGAUAGUUCACGCAAAAAUGCAAAUUCUGUCAUCAUUUACUCAUCCUCAAGUUGUUCCAAACCUCUAUGCAUUUCUUUGUUCUGCUGUUUUAUCUGUCUCAUUUAUUGAUAUUUGUUUUAUUGAUAGUUGAAUUGAACUUGCUGAACACAAAAGAAGAUAUUUUGAAUGGAAAAAAAUACUAUGGAAGUCAAUGGGGUCCAUCAACUCUUUGAUUACCCAUAUUCUUCAAAAUAUCUUCUUUUGUGUUCAGCAAGUUCAAUUCAACUAUCAAUAAAACAAAUAUCAAUAAAUGAGACAGAUAAAACACAUUUGCACAUAAACAUUUCCAUAAAUAGCUAAAAUGACCUUAAAGGUGGCCAUUAAAAAUAAACACUCCCACUCUGCUAAAACAUGGAAAUAAAAGAGCGAACCCCAAAUAAAUAUUAUAAAUGAACAAUACAGAAAAACAGUACAAAUACAGUAAAACACAGUAAUGGAAGACUGUGGUCUCUCCAUCUUAAUGUCAGUAAAGAACUUUUAUUUGUAUAUAAGUUUCAUCACAAACCAGUAAAGUUUGUUUGAGAAGAUAUUUGAUAGUUAAGUACUUUUCAUUGUUACAAGAAGACAUUAUGCAAGGCACAGAGAUCAUUGUUCCCCACAGGAAGAAAAAUCACAAAUGGUUUCUCUUUACUAUCUUAACUGUAUCCUCUAUAUAGAAAUUAGGUUAAAUUGAGACAAAUCUUCUUCUUAUCAGAAAUCUCACAUACCUCUAGAAACCUCUCCCAAAAAUGUCUCAAAAUCUUUUCAGAUUCAAAAGUCUGCAAUCAAAGUCAGAAAUCUUAAUAUGAGCUUAAACAUUUCUCAUCAUAUUCUUCCAAGACUAAAUUACCCAAUCUAUGGUGUCUUUCAUUUACUGUAUGAUAAGUUUCACUUUUUAUGAACUCUCCUAAGCAAUAGAAAAGAGAAACAUUUGAGCAAUAAAGUUGCCGUUUUAGUCAAGAUUUCCAGGAAGCUGAAGCUGUUUUUAUAAAGGAGUUUUUUUUUCUGCUGAUUGCAACAUUUGAAACAUUUAUCUGCAUAUCAGAAAUUCUUAAUUUUAUCAUUAUAUCAUAUAAGUUCUGAAAAUUAGAUUUCCCAAACUUCAAAGACUUCAAAGAAACAUUCUGUCACAAAAAUAAGCCACAGUUGAGAGGAAUUUCAGUGGAACAUUUGUUGGCUCACUGCAACUGUAGUCAAUAUGAUUGAAGACGGGAAGAGCGUGUAACUACAUGAUUUAUACUCAUAAUUUAUAUUAAGAGCUUCACUGACUGCUUCUAAAUAACAACAUAAUAAGGUUAAUCAGUCUUUUAGCAUACAUUAUAUAUCUCUUACAGUCACAUUUGCAGAAAUUAUAUCAAUGUUGAUUUGUAAACAGCAUUUAUUUGAGCUUUCUCAUUGCACUAGGCCAGUAUUGUCAGUGCCACCUCAGUGCAAUCAUGAAGGCAUCCUACAGGAGACGUUUUACCACAAUACUUUUGUACAUUACCACAUUUUUAAUGUCUUAUUUCUUUGUUAUUAUUAUUAUUGCAUUUUUAUAUACUCUUUAUUGUUUGUUUAAUUUCUAUUUGGUAAACUGCUUGUAAAAAUCUCUUUGUAAAGCACUAUGUGCAAGAAGGUCAUUUAUGAAGUCCGUUUCAAUAAAGAAGUUUUCAAAAAGCAAACUUAUUGGUCUUGUUUUAGUAAGUAAAUAAAACAAUUGUUUUAACCAGACAGUGAGCUUAGCAGUGUGGAAAAAGUGGUAUACUACUAACUGGAGUAUAUACUGUGUACUUGCUCCUUUUUAUAAAUAAAAAAGCUGUACGAGUCUGAA
Molecule: messenger RNA, 4714 nt
Organism: Ctenopharyngodon idella (grass carp)
Lineage: Eukaryota; Metazoa; Chordata; Actinopteri; Cypriniformes; Xenocyprididae
Gene: cysltr3
Product: cysteinyl leukotriene receptor 3
Exons: 2
Coding region: 768-1946 (392 amino acids)
Biological process (GO): G protein-coupled receptor signaling pathway
Cellular component (GO): plasma membrane
Molecular function (GO): G protein-coupled receptor activity
Source: RefSeq, a predicted model, not a curated record